Molecule: messenger RNA, 1261 nt
Organism: Medioppia subpectinata
Lineage: Eukaryota; Metazoa; Arthropoda; Arachnida; Sarcoptiformes; Oppiidae
Source: the annotation of a GenBank genome assembly
GGGUCCUCCGCCCCCAAAAAGACAUCAGCCAUUACUCAGUCCCACAAUAGGGAGCCGUUUAAGUCCGGCCGGUUUGGCGCCUCUAUUACUGCAUUCAAGUGGCCAUCACUCGCAUCACAUGACAAACCCGUCUAUAUUGCACUCACAUCUGUCCACAUCCGGAAGAUCUAUGUUUGACGACCACAACGCCAGCGCCGCUUCGGCUCACUUUCACGGCUCCACUAAUAACAGAGAAAAUUCAAUUAAUGGAAGAACUCAUUCAUCGCAUCCGUCGGCCGAACACUCGAACGACAGAUACUCUUCAGUCGCCGAAAGGUUUGAGAGGGAAUAUUGCAGACCAACUGUCGGACUGUACUCUCAAAUGCAUCGCGACUACAAUGAAGACAGGGAUAUGGAAGAAGAAUGGAAAAAUAUUAACACGAUGUUGAAUUGCAUUCUGGGAAUGGUUGAGAAGACUAAGAGAGCGCUCGCUAUUCUUCAGCACAGAAGCGAAUCCAGAGUCAGUGAAUACAGUAAUAAUGGACUCUGGAAUAUGCCAUCCCUUCGCGGCCGACAUUUCAGCCCUUUAGAUGUCUCACAUUCUUCCCAUUCUUCGCAUGAUUUUCACGAACUGAAAAAACCACGAAUCGAUGGAUUGAUUUCAAAUCAUUUCCAAAAGACAGCUCUUUCUGAAAUUGAUAGAAUCGCUGACAUUCGCCGCAUUCCCGGCUCUCAUAAACACUUGGAAGAGGCCGUAAAUGAAGUGAAACGUCAGGCAGUGGUUGAGUUGCAAAAGGCUGUGUCGGCGGCGGAAACGAAAGCGACUGAAUUAGUGGCCGCCGAGCGCUUGAAAAUGGAGAAACUGGUGACAGACGCCCGAAGACAGGCGGCGGAGGACGCGUUGGUCGCUAUCACACAUCAGGACGACUCGACUGAAAAUUGCUGGAAUUGUGGCCGAAAAGCGAGUGAGACGUGCAGUGGAUGUAAUUCUGCCCGUUAUUGCGGGUCAUUCUGUCAGCACAAGGAUUGGGAGAAUCACCACAGAGUGUGUCAAAACACAGCAACUAAUGGCUCAUCCAAUGGCUCGACCAACGGAUCACUCGUUCCUCAAUCCUCUACUCCCGGCUGCGAGAAGACCAGCAAAAGCCGGAGCCCAACACCUGCUUCAGCACCUAAUGUAUCAAAUAGUAGUGGAAGUGUUGGCAUUAAAAAUAGUACAUCUGCUCCUAUUGUGAGCGCAGGUGAUGCCAGAGAUACUAAUAAUAAGAUAAAAAACGAAUAA